Ornithorhynchus anatinus (platypus) is the source of this 654-nucleotide messenger RNA. RefSeq names its product keratin-associated protein 4-11-like. NCBI's taxonomy places the organism in Eukaryota, Metazoa, Chordata, Mammalia, Monotremata, Ornithorhynchidae. The transcript is spliced from 2 exons. Bases 1 to 654 code for a protein of 217 amino acids. Gene Ontology annotation, cellular component: keratin filament. The record is from RefSeq and is a predicted model, not a curated record.
AUGGUCAACUCCUGCUGUGGAUCCGUCUGUUCCAACCUGAGCUGCGGAAGAGGCUGCUGCCAAGACACCCGCUGUCAGCCCGGCUACUGCAAUAGUCCUUGCUGCCCUCCGACGUGCUCCCAGACCACUUGCUACAGAACCACCUGCUGCCAAGCAACAUGCUGUGUGACCAGCUGUUGCCGCCCGACCUGCUGCAGCCCCUACUGCUGCCAGUCAGUCUGCUGCCAGCCCACUUGCUACCGCCCAGUCUGCUGUGUGUCCAGCUGCUUCAGGCCUUGUUGUCGCCCAGCUUGCUGUGUGUCUACCUGCUGCACGCCCUGUUGUCCCCCACCGUGCUGUGGGUCCAGCUGCUGCCAGCCUUGCUGCCGCCCUACCUGCUGCCUGCCUAGCUGCUGCAGGCCCUGCUGCCCGCCAACCUGCUGUGUGCCCAGCUGCUGCCAGCCUUGCUGCUGCCCUACCUGCUGCCUGCCUAGCUGCUGCAGGCCCUGCUGCCCGCCAACCUGCUGUGUGCCUACCUGCUGCCAGCCUUGUUGCCGCCCAACCUGCUGCCAAACCACAUGCUGCCGGACGACUUCCUGCCGCCCAAGCUGCUGUGUGUCCCCUUGCUGCCAGCCUUGCUGCCGCCCCACUUGCGGCCCAUCAUGUUGCUGCUGA